Molecule: messenger RNA, 2070 nt
Organism: Aspergillus costaricaensis CBS 115574
Lineage: Eukaryota; Fungi; Ascomycota; Eurotiomycetes; Eurotiales; Aspergillaceae
Product: glycosyltransferase family 15 protein
Exons: 4
Coding region: 423-1601 (392 amino acids)
Biological process (GO): protein N-linked glycosylation; cell wall mannoprotein biosynthetic process; protein O-linked glycosylation
Cellular component (GO): membrane; Golgi apparatus
Molecular function (GO): alpha-1,2-mannosyltransferase activity
Source: RefSeq, a predicted model, not a curated record
UUUUUCUAAUAAAGAACGGUUGGGGAAGCACGAGCGCCGUGGUCAGGAUCGACAAACCAGUGCCCCGAAUUGCCAACUAACUUUAAUCUUUGCCUGAUGCGCCGCGGGUCCAUCAUCUGCAUCGUCGUUACCGAUCGCCCAUAGAUUGAUUCCCAAGAAUAUCUGGGAGGCGCAUUUCUCACCGGGCCUGUCACAACUGCCUAGAUCGAGAGAGGCCCCAUCUGUCGGAUUUCUUCCUUACUUACACACUAGCUGUCCGUCAUUCGUUUGUCAACUUCAUCAGCAUUCUGAUCCUCACUCUCCGUCCUCCUUUUGUUCUCCGACACUGCGCAACAGGCACCCAUAUUCAGCCCUGCGCAACCAAGCAUUGCUUUUCCCACCUCCUCACCGACGCUUCGGCACAGCGCAGUGCCCUUCACAUCAUGGCUAUAGGGCCAUUGCGAUAUCUUCUGUUCGCCAUCACGGGGUUGGCCGUCUUCUUUUUCAUCUCUAGGAGCGCUAUCCCAAUCCCCGAGAACAUCGGCACCAAGUUGAACCCCGCGACCUACAAAGACACCUUUUCCUCCUCUCACUCCUCGCAAAAUGAUGCGCUGUCAUCAAGUGGACCGAUCAAAGACAUCCCGACGGAUCGCGUGAACGCCACCUUUGUGACCCUCGCUCGCAACACAGAUCUUUGGGAGAUGGUCAAGUCCAUCCGGACGGUGGAAGACCGCUUUAACCACAACUAUCACUACGAUUGGGUGUUCUUGAACGAUAAGCCCUUCGAUGACGAGUUCAAGAAGGUCACGUCAGCCUUGAUCUCCGGCAAUACGUUCUAUGGCGUGAUUCCGAAGGAGCAUUGGUCAUAUCCCGAGUGGAUCGACCAGGAUAAGGCGAAGAAGGUCCGACAGGAAAUGGGAGAGAAGAAGAUCAUCUACGGCGACUCGGAGAGCUACCGUCACAUGUGCCGUUAUGAAUCCGGAUUCUUCUUCCGGCACCCGCUGAUGCUAAACUAUGAGUACUACUGGCGUGUGGAGCCCAGCAUUGAGCUCUUCUGUGAUGUCAGCUUUGACCCAUUCCGCUACGUGAAAGAGAACGACAAGAAGUACAGCUUCGUGCUGAGUCUGUACGAGUACUACGACACCAUCCCGAGCCUGUGGGGUACGGUGCAAAAGUUCAUGGAGGAGCACCCGGAGCAUAUCGCGGACGGCAACUCCAUGAGUUUCUUGAGUGACGAUGGCGGCAAGACUUACAACAAGUGUCACUUCUGGUCCAACUUUGAGAUUGGAAGUCUGGAAUGGCUGCGGUCCAAGGAGUACAUUGACUACUUUGAGACGCUCGACCACGCUGGUGGCUUCUUCUACGAGCGUUGGGGCGACGCUCCGGUGCACUCUAUCGCCGCGGGACUUCUCUUGAAGAAGGAGCAGAUCCACUUCUUCAACGAAAUUGGCUACUACCAUGUCCCCUUCACCCACUGCCCGACUGGCGAGCAGCUAAGGCUGGACUUGAAGUGCCACUGCAACCCCAAGGACAACUUUGACUGGAAGGGAUACUCUUGCACGUCCCGGUUCUUCCAAACCAACGACAUGGACAAGCCCAAGGGCUACGAGAAUGAGAGCUAAGGGGCUCAUGACUGAUUAUAUCACUCAAAAAGUAAAUGCAAAUUCUGUCGUUGCGCAGCGCAAGGUUGGCCCUGCAUGUGAUCAGCAAAGUCGGACAUCUCUUCACCAAGCACGGUGGAGUGGCAUUGUCCAGGCAUAAAACGUCCACUAACGGGACACUUCCCAGCUCAUUACUGAACCAUUUCCAAUCAUCCUGCUGAAUGCUGGGCGCAGGUUCACAACAUUUGAAAAAAAUAUUAUUCAUUUCUUGAUUUCCGGACGAGGGUGUCAUGUGUUUAUAAGAUUGUCGGGACCUUCACUUCACAAGCGCGCAUCAUUCUUUCUCUAUAUUCCGGGUAUAGGGGUUGCAAGGUACAGAGAUCGAUUGCAGGAUGUACUGGAUGGAGUCGGGAAGAAAUGGGAAAGGAAAAUAACUGCUCUCUAGCCAGGCAAGCCUCAUAAAUGUACAUAGCCGUGUUCUAAUGAUAAC